Wasmannia auropunctata (little fire ant) is the source of this 485-nucleotide messenger RNA. RefSeq names its product probable cytochrome P450 6a13. The record is from RefSeq and is a predicted model, not a curated record. Lineage: Eukaryota; Metazoa; Arthropoda; Insecta; Hymenoptera; Formicidae. The transcript is spliced from 2 exons. Gene Ontology annotation, molecular function: heme binding; oxidoreductase activity, acting on paired donors, with incorporation or reduction of molecular oxygen; monooxygenase activity. The annotation marks the transcript as partial.
ACAUAAAUAAACUGACUAUGAAAGAAGCUGCUGCGCAAAGUUAUAUUUUUUUCAUAGCUGGCUUUGAAACCACUUCGAUGACGUUGAUUUUCGCUCUGUAUGAAUUAGCUCAACAUCAAGAUAUACAAGAUAAAGUUCACAAAGAAAUUGACAAAAUAUUGGCAAAGUAUAACGAUUUAACGUAUGACGGUGUGAACGAAAUGACAUAUCUUCACAAAGUAAUAAGUGAGACUAUGAGGAAAUACCCACCUCUUCCUUAUUUGAAUCGCAUUUGCACCAAAGAAGUAGUUUUACCUACAACAAAUAUUCGCGUGCCAAAGGGGACCUUAAUAACUAUACCAAUGCUUGGUUUGCAUCGAGAUCCGUCAAUAUAUCCGGAUCCGGAUAAAUUUGAUCCAGAGCGAUUCAACGCUGACGAAAUAGAAAAAAGGCAUCCUUACACUUAUUUACCAUUUGGCGAAGGUCCACGAAACUGCAUUGGUGAG